Pangasianodon hypophthalmus (striped catfish) is the source of this 1112-nucleotide messenger RNA. RefSeq names its product proline rich Gla (G-carboxyglutamic acid) 2 (gene prrg2). The record is from RefSeq and is a predicted model, not a curated record. Lineage: Eukaryota; Metazoa; Chordata; Actinopteri; Siluriformes; Pangasiidae. Gene Ontology annotation, molecular function: calcium ion binding. The coding region runs from base 145 to 942 and encodes 265 amino acids. Gene Ontology annotation, cellular component: extracellular region. The transcript has 7 exons.
AACUCCUCUGGCUGCUAUGUGGUUGAACUGGUCCUGCUGCUUUUCCUCCACACGGUUCCAGCUGAAGUGCAGGUGAGCUGCAGGUGAGUGUGUGUGUGCAGUCAGCGCCUUCAUCAGGGGAGCGAUCAGGAAUGUGUGUGACUGAUGAACCAGGUGUCUGAACCUGCUCCUGUUCGGCUUCUGGAUCAGAAACAGCGGACUUUCAGCGGAGAAAACACACCUACACACACUGCACUUCCAUUUCAGCUCGCAGGUGAGCGCCAGGACGUGUGUAAAGCUCGGAUGCUGUGUGUAACAGAUAAAAUGGUGGGAUUUACAGAACUCUGCUUUGGCCUGAUGUCUGUGUUUCACCUGGCGUUAGCGGGAUGUGUCAACAACAACAACAACAACAACGACAACGACAACGACAACAACGACAGGAACGUGUUUCUCCACGAGACCUCAGCAGACUCGUUCCUGUCGCGGUCGCUGCUCUACAACAGCUGGGACUUUGAGCUGGUCACUGCGGGGAAUCUGGAGAGAGAGUGCAUGGAGGAGAUCUGCUCUUACGAAGAGGCCAGAGAGGUGUUCGAGGACAACCAAAAGACGGAAACUUUUUGGAAAUCGUACGUCAGCAGUCACGUGGCCACUCCCCGUGUGGACGUGUCUGGUCUGGUGGCCGGAGUCGUAGCCGUUGUGGUGUUAUUCAUCAUCGUGCUGGUGCUCAGCUGCUACUGCUGCAAGAAAAAGAGAAAACCUGUAAGGCGAAGUGGCAGUGUCCCAGUGAGAAUGGCAGCAGAUGGACGUCCAGCGCCGGAGACGGUUCCUCUGUCUGACAUCGCCGCUCCGGGUUUGCCCAGCUACAACGAGGCCUUGAACCGCAGCGGGCAGCACGACGCACCUCCACCACCGUACUCAGGAGUGGAAUCCAGCGCGCCUGCAGAACCGCAGCCUGACGAGUGAGAGGAUGGAAACUGCAGGAUGGUUCGGGGGACAGGGCCGGACGAGCGGCGGAGCAGUGACGCCGUCACACACACGAGUUUUUUAAAAAUAAAGGUUUAAUAUUUUACUUUCACUCUAAAGGAGUACACACGUCUGAGCUGUAUGAGAUAUAGGUGUUAUUCUUUUUUUUU